Dicentrarchus labrax (European seabass) is the source of this 2617-nucleotide messenger RNA. It is a transcript of the gene sptssa, whose product is annotated as serine palmitoyltransferase, small subunit A. Gene Ontology annotation, molecular function: serine C-palmitoyltransferase activity. Gene Ontology annotation, biological process: ceramide biosynthetic process. Bases 96 to 302 code for a protein of 68 amino acids. Lineage: Eukaryota; Metazoa; Chordata; Actinopteri; Moronidae. Gene Ontology annotation, cellular component: serine palmitoyltransferase complex. The transcript is spliced from 2 exons. The record is from RefSeq and is a predicted model, not a curated record.
GGCCCUCUACGCCAUCACGCAGAAAGACAGAAUAAAAUAGGAAAGCAGCGAGUGAAGAGGAAGAGGAAGAAGUUUGUGUUUUAAAGUUGGAAACCAUGGCUCUGGGUGACUGCUGGAAGCAGCUCUCCUGGUUCUACUACCAGUACCUUCUGGUGACGGCGCUGUACAUGCUGGAGCCCUGGGAGCGGACGGUGUUCAACUCUCUGCUGAUCUCCGUGGCCGGCAUGGCCGUCUACACCGGCUACGUCUUCAUGCCGCAGCACAUCAUGGCGAUCCUGCACUACUUCGAGGUCGUCCAAUGACACGAUGACUCCGCCCAUCCACCCCACAGGUCCCGUCUGUCUCCGACUUCCUGUCCGUCCAUCUAUCACUCACCCACCCGUCCGUCUGUCUGUCUGUCUGUCUGUCUGUCUGUCUCUCUCUCUGUCUGUCUGUCUCCUGGGCUGGAGGUGGGGAUCGUUUCCAACCACGUUGAGGCAGAACUUCCUCCUCCUCUUCUCUCCAAAGCUGAUUCAGUAUCAAAGGUCAAAGAACGUCGUGGCGGGCGAUGUCAUUCCCCGGGACUGUUUCUCCUCCUCUGAAAUAUUUUGGACUGUGAACAAUGUCGGGAUCGGAGGCACGGCCUCACGAGAGGGUGUGCUUGAUCCUUCGUUUCACCUGUUUUGUUUUUUUUUAUCUCCUUUAAAUCAAGCACACCUUACUGUUUUAAAAAUGUGUAAAUUAUACGGAUGUGUGGUUGUUGAGUGAUUGGAGUCUUAUUUUUAUCCCACUGGGACAUUAAACCAUGUUGUCUUAAGAGUCUAAUGAAGGAUGAAGGAAAAAACGCAGCGGCUGAUGGAUGAAAUACUUCGUCCCAUUACUGCAUUUUAUGAGAUUAUUAGAACGGGACCCAGUCCCCGAGUGAGGCCCGGUGGGCAGCAGCUGCUUUGAAGGAACAACUUGAGCCAUUUUCAACCUUCGCCAUCAUUCUGAAACACUUUUAAAGCCUCUGUGGAUUCUGUUCUCCUGGGUAGAGAUCGAGCUCUGAUGGCAUCCGAUACCACUCUAAGCAAUCAUACGGGCGCAGCAGCAUACGAUUGUUAAAUAUUAAUAUAUAUAUAGAUAAUCUCAGUUCUCUAACGCACACGUAUCGGACCGGUACUCGAUAUCGGCCGAUACCCAAAGUUCAGAACAUUCCUGGAGACUGCAAGAGACCCACCGGUGUUCUCCAAGUUUGAGCUGAAAAAGGAGGAAACUUCAGAGUCUUUAUGACCUGAUGAGGAUGUGUUUGGUCUGGAAGUUCAGUAUAAAGAUGAAACGGAGCCUGAGGAAUGAACGUGUACGUCAUUAUAGGGCUGUAACCGACUCAUCAAUCGCAUCUGGCUGUUCAAUACAAACACAUACUUUACAUUUUAAUGCCUUUUAUUUAUCACCUGUGAUAUCAGUAGUCAGAGUGACACUGACUUAAAUGUAUUUGUACUGUAAAUAUCUAGUAAAAAGUAAUACAUCAGGAAUGUUUCUGCCACUUAUAAAACUGAGUUAGUGUCAGUUAAAACCACUAAUAAAAGCUGCUUCAAGGAUCUUUUUAAAGGAAUAAAUUGAGUUUGUUACUUAAAAUGUUCGAUUGAAAUCAGUUUCAACCUUUAUAAAAACUUAAAUGUAUCAAUACGAGGUCGAUCAGUAAAUAAUACGACCGUCUGUGAGCAAGUGCUUCCUCGUGUGACCCCUGACCCCGACCCCUGGCUCCAGCUCGGCUUGUAGAGUAUCUGAUGACCGUUGGACGUCAUUCAGCAUUCCUCCUGUUACCUGUGCGCCGGUGUCUGCAGCUUCCUGUUCACCUGCAGCGUCCUGGGGUUACUCGCCGCUGUGACGGAUAACGAUGGUUGAAAAUGACCCGACUGUCCUUUUAAAGUCCCACGUUUAGUUUCAAACCGCACAGCAGUCGACAGUUUCCUCUUUGCACAGAAAUGUUUAAGAAGUUCCAUUUUUAUGUAAUCAUAUAUUUUAUGAUACUACUGCUACUGGUUUCCCUUUUAGAAAAUUGUCAUUAUUUUUUUCCCUGCCAAACGAUGUAUAUUUCUCAGUACUGUGUAUAUAAUCUUGUAUACAUAUUUGUAAAGUUUUGUAGUCGGAUCCGUCGGCGUAUAGAAACAAAUAUUUGUGUUUUUUUUGUGAGCUACUGAUGGUAAAUACUGUUCUAUAACUGAAAUCAUUAUUAAAGGGAUGUUUCAUGAAGCUAAAACAGUUUAAACCUGAUGUUACUCUGGUUCAUCUUUUUAUUUUAAUUUAAUCAGUGAGUGUAUCAGCAUUAAUCCCCUAAAUGAGGAAAUCCUACUGACAUUGUGCUAUUUAAAGGUUCAAACUGCUGUAGUUUCAUUGUGGGCUGUUCUGGUAAACAUCCAAUAAGUUAAUGUUUUGUAAUGUAUAAAUUAAUUUUCAUUUCCAAUCGAACUGACAGUGAAAACUCUCUAAUGUACGCUGGUUAAAGCGGCGUGUAGAAAUGAUUUCCCUCCCUGUAGUUGCCGUUAUUGGACACUAGAUGGGAGUGUUUCCAUGUUUCUCUCCACUCUGAAACACUCUCACAUUAAAGCUGUGUCACUGCUGUCUCAAUGAUUUAUUAAAAUAACCCAAACAGCCA